Messenger RNA from Zingiber officinale, 1257 nucleotides. RefSeq names its product WRKY transcription factor 23-like. Lineage: Eukaryota; Viridiplantae; Streptophyta; Magnoliopsida; Zingiberales; Zingiberaceae. The record is from RefSeq and is a predicted model, not a curated record. Gene Ontology annotation, biological process: regulation of DNA-templated transcription. Gene Ontology annotation, molecular function: DNA-binding transcription factor activity; sequence-specific DNA binding. The transcript is spliced from 3 exons. Bases 169 to 924 code for a protein of 251 amino acids.
GGUUUGUCCGGCCAGUGAGCCAUUGCUGGUCGCCGGUGGACUCUGACUCUCUGAGUCAUCGACAGCGUCUCUCUUUGACUAUCCAGUCAACGGUGCCAACGCAACUCGUCGAUAUAUUCUCCUCUCUUUCUCUGACUUCACGCUAUCCCCAUCGCCAUAUUUUUGUCCAUGACGGGAGACGACGGAGAGCUCUUCGGCUACCACGACGACCACCUCGAGUUCUUCCAAUCCGUCUCCGAUACCCUGCAGGGAUUCAUGAGUUUUGAGGACUACUGCUUAAACUACCGCCCUUCCGACGUGCCAUGGUGGCAGCAGAAUGCAGAGUUCGCGAGCUGCCGAGAGGAGGUGGAAUUCGAUGCGGAGGAGAGUCCUUCCCAGAGGAAGCUCAUGCUAACUCAGUCUUCGUUGUCUUCAUCAUUGCUAGAGGAAGAGGAGGAGGUAGCGGUGGAGAUUGAAGAGAUGAGCCAACAAGAAUUAGUUGCUGAUAUGGACAAAUUUAAACAUCAUGAGAAGAAACCUAAGAAGAGAGGAGAGAAGCGGCAGAGGGAGCCUAGCUUUGCCUUCAUCACCAAGAGCGAGGUUGAUCAUCUUGAAGAUGGAUAUAGGUGGAGAAAAUAUGGCCAAAAAUCAGUAAAAAAUAGUCCUUUUCCAAGAAGCUAUUAUCGGUGCACAACGCAAAAGUGCCAGGUGAAGAAGAGAGUGGAGAGAUCAUAUCAAAAUCCAUCCAUUGUGAUCACAACCUAUGAAGGGAAACACACGCACGCUAGCUCUGAGACGACUCCUCGAGUGCAAUAUUUUCCGAUGACACCACCACCAUCAGCGGCGGCGAAAGUGCCGAGCUUAAUCCACCACCACCACCAUCACCACCUUCUGAUGCAGCAGCAGCAGCAUCUACUCGGCGGCAUUGAACAUUUGAACAUGUAAACACCAAUGCUACUGACAUCCAGCAUUUCCAAUAUAAUUCUAAUUUGCAGCCAUCAGUUCAACUUCCUGAUUACGAUCUCUUGCAAGAUGCUAUUUCCUGCUCAAUAUUCAUGCAGAGGAAUCAACCAUGAGGACUGUCUAAUUAAUUAGCUAGGUAGCCAGUUAUAGAUAUAUAAUUGCCAUUUUCGAUCGUUUUACAUUUGGAUUGAUCAAUUCAUUAUGAUUCUUGUACAUGCAUAUCGUUGCCGCUAAAUCAGUUUGAUCUGAAUGAGAUGGAUCGAUGAUUAGUUCUGUUAUCUAUAAUAUGAUUGAAUAAAUGUAUGUUCUUGUUUA